Messenger RNA from Toxotes jaculatrix (banded archerfish), 714 nucleotides. RefSeq names its product synaptogyrin-3-like. The coding region runs from base 1 to 714 and encodes 237 amino acids. Gene Ontology annotation, cellular component: neuromuscular junction; synaptic vesicle membrane. Lineage: Eukaryota; Metazoa; Chordata; Actinopteri; Toxotidae. The record is from RefSeq and is a predicted model, not a curated record. The transcript has 4 exons.
AUGGAGGCAGCGGGCGCGUACGGCGCCGCGAAGGCCGGGAGCGUCGCCUUCGAUCCGGUCGCCUUCUUCACGCAUCCCCGGACCAUCCUCAGACUGCUGUCGUGGGUUUUCUCCAUGGUGGUGUUCAGCUGCAUCGUGAACGAGGGCUACAUCAACAUCGGCAGCGAGCGUUUGCUCUGCGUCUUCAACAACAACGCUGACGCCUGUAACUACGGUGUCACUGUUGGCGUGGCCUGUUUCCUUGGCAGCAUCUGUUUCCUGAUCCUGGACGUUUACUUUCCCACCAUCAGCAGCGUCAGGGACAGAAGACGAGCUGUCCUGCUGGACCUUGUCUUUUCUGGUCUCGCCAGCUUCCUGUGGUUCGUUGGCUUCUGUUUUCUGGCCAAUCAGUGGCAGGCGACCUCUCCAGACGAGCUCCCAUUGGCCCAGGGCUCCGAUGCUGCCAGAGCCACCAUCGCUUUCUGCUUCUUCUCCAUCCUCACCUGGGCUGUACUGACGCUGAGUGCAUUGCGACGCUUCUUAACCGGCAGCAACACAAACUUGUUCACAUGGCAACACCUGGACCCUGCCCCCAGCAACGCUCGAGCUACACCAUACCCCAUUGCGAACGGUGCUACCAUAGUAACCACCAACCCCUAUCAAGCCCCGCCUUUCACUGAAACCCUGGACCCCCAGAAACUCACACAGCAGAGACCCAUGGCUCCAGCUUUCUAA